Syngnathus typhle (broad-nosed pipefish) is the source of this 2205-nucleotide messenger RNA. RefSeq names its product 3'(2'), 5'-bisphosphate nucleotidase 2 (gene bpnt2). Gene Ontology annotation, cellular component: endomembrane system. Lineage: Eukaryota; Metazoa; Chordata; Actinopteri; Syngnathiformes; Syngnathidae. The record is from RefSeq and is a predicted model, not a curated record. Gene Ontology annotation, biological process: phosphatidylinositol phosphate biosynthetic process. The coding region runs from base 448 to 1479 and encodes 343 amino acids. The transcript is spliced from 8 exons. Gene Ontology annotation, molecular function: 3'-nucleotidase activity.
UCGUAUCAACCCGGAAAAGAUGUUGACGUCAGCUGACCCUGGUGUCCGUUGAAAAGGAGGAUGCGUGAACAGAGACGGGAUUGUUCACGUUUAAACUCGUCACUCCACCAACCAUUACUACUUUCGGAUUUAGGAGCUCCUAAUUUGAACGGGAAUGUCGAUUCCAGCAAAAGACACCAUCGCAAGUUUGGAGAAUUUAGUCGGUGCAAUCUUGCUUAACGACUAGUGAUCAAUGGAAGACACGCUUGCCUUUUUUUGGGCAGCCCUGCACUAACAGUUGAUUUGUUAUGCUUAAUUUGUAAUAACUUCGCAUGUCCACCUUCAAAUUUGAGUUAAUGCGCGACGGAGCCUUCGUUUCGAAUCUAAAGGUGCCGCAAUAGCCACGCCACGUAGCUAGUGAUCGGAUUGCUCCGUUUUGUCCGAUAAAUCAAGAGCAUAUCGGUCAUUAUGUCUCCGAUGGGUAUACGCUUGUCUCCUUUCGGUGUGGCCGUGUUCUGCCUUCUAGCACUCGGCGUCUUUUACCACCUUUACGCCGGUGUCAUCUCCAGCAGACUGGCUGCUUUCAGCCGGAGGAGCAACAUCAAUCUGCGAGAACUUCUGGCUGUAUCGGUGGAGGCGGCAGUUCUUGGAGGCAAAGAGGUGAAGAAGGUGCGUGAUGAAAACGGUCUGAAGGAGAAAUCGAAGGGGAAGACAAAGGAGGGUGCCAUUGAGCUUCUUACCAUGGGGGACUUGCUGUCACACAGAAAAAUGUACAACCUUAUUAAGAACACCUUCCCAGAGAUCAAGGUGAACAGUGAGGAACAUGACAACUUUGUGGAUAAGACUUUAUUGUGGAGUCGGGACAUUCCAGCAGACAUACUAGAAAAGAUCGACGGACACAAGGAAGUCCCUCCUGAGAGCGUCACUGUGUGGAUUGAUCCUUUAGAUGCCACACAGGAAUACACAGAAACCCUGGUCCAGUAUGUGACGACAAUGGUAUGCGUGGCUGUUGGCGGUCAACCAGUCAUUGGUGUCAUACACCAGCCAUUCACUGGCUUCACUGCCUGGGCAGCUGUGAAUGAGGGAACCAAUAUGUUUCCUCGCUCAUCCUACAACAUGGACCCUCCUAAAGUAAUCGUGUCCCGUUCCCACUCGGGACAAGUGCAAAACUUCAUUCAUGAUGUUUUUGGAAACAGCACCACAAUUAUAGCAGCAGGAGGAGCAGGGUAUAAGGUCCUGUCACUCUUGCAGAUGCCUUCAGGUGAUAAAGAGCCCAUGGACCAAGCAGAUGUUUACGUCCACAUCACCCUGAUUAAGAAGUGGGACAUAUGUGCUGGUGCGGCGCUACUUUCGGCACUCGGUGGCCACAUGACAACUUUGGAGGGCGAGGAAAUUGACUACAGUGACCAUCCGCUGAAUGAAGGAGGACUGGUGGCCAGUGUAGGUGUUGACCAUCAGGCCAUCAUAAAGAAGCUGUCAAAACGGAAGACUAAUCAUUAAUUGGACAGCCACUGGUCAUUUGGUCAGGCUUUUGUAUAGCCAGCGAUUUUUCACUACAAACAUGACAGACCUCAUGAGGGGGACACGCCUCUUUCAGCCACAAUUCAAUAACAAGACAGAAGAGCCAACAUGGCUGCCGCAGUGAGCAGCUUUACCAUAUGAAUAUAGUGUAUAGAUGUAGCUUCAUGCAAUGAUACAGUUUAUGUGCAUAUGUUGGGGUCGAACGGUUCAGCAAAUGUGACAGUCAUUCGGUCUUGGAAGACCAGAAGUGCGUCAUUGUUCUCUUGUAUUUCCCUUGAUUUAGUGAUGGAAUAUGUCCGCCAUAAAUUUGCAUGACGACGAAUGUUGUGCUGCCCCUCAGUCGCCUCCUAAUUUGACACUGCGCACGCUGGCAAAAGGGUUUAUUGGAUGAACACGGAUGGCAAGUCAAAGUCUGCUUUAUUGUCAAUUUGUUCACAAGUCACGCCUUGCGCAGUGCUUCUUCACUUUUUCGAUUCGUGUGAUAUUUUGACUUGAAUGGUUGCAUCCCUAAAGCCACACCGGUGACAUCUAUUGAACACUGGAUAUGACUGGCACUACUCUCACCGCUGUUACUUUUUGUCCAAAAUGACAUUCAAUUUAAAAAAAAUCUGUGCAUUGAACAAGAGUUCUUUGUUGGUGUCUAUCUAAAAGUGCUUUUUGUCUUCAAUUUGUUUUGUUUUCAAAAUAAAAGAAUGUCGUGUGUGA